AUGGAGCCCUGGGGAUUCACCACUCUCACCCUUGUGGUUUGUGUCUCCUUCUUGGUCAUAUUAUCACUGUGGAGAAAAGAUUAUAAAGGAAGGAAGAUGCCUCCUGGUCCACCUCCUCUCCCAAUCAUUGGGAAUAUGCUACAGCUAGACAAGAAGGACCUCUCCAUGUCUCUCUGCAAGCUAUCCAAAAAGUAUGGUCCUGUGUUUACCGUGUAUUUUGGGUCUCAGCCAGUGGUGAUUCUACAUGGCUACAAGGCACUGAAGGAGGCUCUGAUUGAUCAGGGAGACAUUUUCGGAGACAGGGGGAAAAUACCAAUAUUUGAUGACAAUUACAAAGGGCAUGGAAUUACUUUUGGCCAUGGAGAAAAGUGGAAACAAAUCCGCCGAUUUUCCCUGAUGACACUGAGGAACUUUGGGAUGGGGAAGAGGAGCAUUGAGGAGAGUGUCCAGGAGGAAGCUCAAUUCCUUUUGGAGGAAUUGAGGAAAACAAAUAAUCAACCCUUUGACCCAACUUUUAUCCUUGGAUGUGCCCCUUGCAAUGUUAUCAGUUCCAUCCUCUUCCAUCAUCGUUUCAACUAUGACAAUGAAAAAUUUCUUUCUAUAAUGAGGAUAUCAGGUGAAAAUUUUAAUCUUCUGAAUACUCCAAUGGCUCAGCUCUACAAUAAUUUCCCUUGGCUUGUCCGCUAUUUUCCUGGAACUCACAAGAAAUAUUUUUCAAAUAUGAAGAAACUUAAACUGUUUAUUUUGGAUACUAUAAAGGAACACCAAGAGACCCUGGAUCAUAACAAUCUUAAGAAUUACAUUGACUGCUUCCUCUACAAAAUGCAGCAGGAACAAAAGAAUCGAGACUCUGUGUUUGACCUAGAAAAUCUUGCAACAGCAGGAUUGGAUUUAUUUGAUGCUGGAAUGGAAACAAUCAGUACAACUUUGAGAUAUGGCCUGCUUCUCCUCCUGAAACACCCAGAAGUACAAGAUAAAAUUCACAAAGAAAUUGAUCGAGUGAUUGGACAUCAUAGAAUUCCUUCCAUUAAAGACAAACUGGAGAUGCCCUACACAGAGGCUGUGGUGCAUGAGAUACAGAGAUACUUUAAUCUUGCCCCUUUCAGUUUGCCCCAUGAAGUAACCCGUGAUACCCAACUCUAUCAAUACUUCAUACCUAAGGGCACAACUGUGUUCCCAUCACUUUCCUCCGUCUUAUUUGACCCAAAAGAAUUUCCCAACCCAUACCAGUUUGACCCAGGGCACUUCCUACAUAAGGACGGCAGUUUUAAGAAGAGUGACUAUUUCAUGGCUUUUUCCAUAGGAAAACGGGCCUGUUUAGGAGAGGGCCUGGCUAAGGUGGAAUUGUUUAUAUUCCUGGUCGCCAUUCUGCAAAAUUUUACCAUCAAGAGUACCAUUAAUCUAAAGGAAAUCAACAUCAAGCCAUGUUCUAUAGGACUGGUCACUGUUCCUCCAAAAUUCCAGCUCUGCCUUUUACGCCGCUAA
Messenger RNA from Trichosurus vulpecula (common brushtail), 1485 nucleotides. RefSeq names its product cytochrome P450 2C44-like. Gene Ontology annotation, molecular function: heme binding; oxidoreductase activity, acting on paired donors, with incorporation or reduction of molecular oxygen, reduced flavin or flavoprotein as one donor, and incorporation of one atom of oxygen; iron ion binding. The transcript is spliced from 9 exons. NCBI's taxonomy places the organism in Eukaryota, Metazoa, Chordata, Mammalia, Diprotodontia, Phalangeridae. The record is from RefSeq and is a predicted model, not a curated record. The coding region runs from base 1 to 1485 and encodes 494 amino acids. Gene Ontology annotation, biological process: xenobiotic metabolic process. Gene Ontology annotation, cellular component: cytoplasm; intracellular membrane-bounded organelle.